CUGGCCAUUCCUCAUGGACAUUGUAAAGUAGCAGGGAGCACAAGUUGCAGCACCAAUCCCAACAAUACAACACAGCAAGACCAACAGGGUCGUCACCUAAUGUUAUAAUGAGCUUGACCGCAUUCUAUAAAAUUGACUGUAACUCAGGCGAAGUGUCAUCGUCUCACUCUUCUAAUCCUUAGGGUUCCUCCUCCUGCUCCUCUGUUCUCCUUCUUCCCCAAAACUCUUUUGGGGUUUCCAAUUUCACAUUUCUUCUUGUUGUCUUAACACCCACCUCCUCUUAUGGCGAAAACUAGACCCGGAAGGAAAGACCUGGAUUCUUACACUAUCAGAGGCACCAACAAGGUCGUUAGAGCCGGAGACUGUGUGUUGAUGCGACCUUCCGACACCAGCAAGCCUCCGUACGUGGCGCGAGUGGAGAAGAUCGAACAGGACAAUAGGAACAACGUUAAAGUCCGUGUUAGGUGGUAUUAUCGGCCGGAAGAGUCGAUCGGGGGACGCAGGCAAUUCCAUGGAGCUAAAGAGCUGUUUUUGUCGGACCAUUAUGAUGUUCAGAGUGCUCACACCAUUGAAGGCAAGUGUAUUGUGCACUCUUUCAAGAACUACACCAAGCUCGAAAAUGUAGGGGCUGAAGAUUACUAUUGUAGAUUCGAAUACAAGGCUGCUACUGGGGCUUUUACGCCUGACCGUGUCGCUGUGUAUUGCAAAUGCGAGAUGCCUUAUAACCCAGAUGACCUCAUGGUACAAUGCGAGGGGUGCAAGGACUGGUACCAUCCUGCUUGUGUGGGCAUGACUAUUGAAGAAGCAAAGAAACUGGACCAUUUCGUGUGUUCUGAAUGUUCAUCUGAUGACGACAUGAAAAAGAUGCCCCAAGCUGCAUUUUCUGUAUCUCCAGCUGAUGAUGGCAAGGUGGAGCCCAAGAGGAGGAAAAGAUGACCAUUAUGCAGUAGAGUUUUUUACCCCUUGGAGACGAGAGGGAAAGAGAGAGACAUGAAAUGACUCAUGCUCAAUAAUUUGCCUAUAUCGUAGCUGGUUUUGUGUGCUCUGGGUGUUGUUUUGUACAGCUUCAACCAGAGGUUAUCGAUUAAUGAUAGAACAUCCUUGUGUAUUUGGCUCCUCAGGCUAAGGUUAUUAUGUAUCUAUGUUCCUAGGUUUUCUUAUCACAUUGAUCUCUUGGCAUGUGAGUAAAAAAGAAAAAUUGUCAUCUUGAAGCUGAGUUUGCAGUUGUGUUAGCUGGAAAGCAUCAAAACGCUUGAUCAUUCCCCAUAUUUCGUAAUUUUUUUCCUGUUAAAACAGAGAAAUUUAAAAUAUUA
Messenger RNA from Neltuma alba, 1313 nucleotides. RefSeq names its product chromatin remodeling protein EBS-like. The record is from RefSeq and is a predicted model, not a curated record. Lineage: Eukaryota; Viridiplantae; Streptophyta; Magnoliopsida; Fabales; Fabaceae. Gene Ontology annotation, molecular function: chromatin binding. The coding region runs from base 283 to 936 and encodes 217 amino acids. The transcript has 5 exons.